This is a messenger RNA of Pocillopora verrucosa, 1546 nucleotides long. The record is from RefSeq and is a predicted model, not a curated record. Lineage: Eukaryota; Metazoa; Cnidaria; Anthozoa; Scleractinia; Pocilloporidae.
AUGUUUGUGUGCUUUUUACAGCCUAUUACAUGCCGCGCUGCUGUAGCUUGGGAAGCCAACACACCUCUUGUCAUAGAAACCAUCGAGGUGGCUCCACCUAACGUUGGAGAAGUACGCGUCAAGCUCGUGGCCGCUGGUGUAUGUCACUCAGACGAAAAUUUCCGGAAGGGACAUUCAGACGACGUUUUCCCAGGAGUGUUUGGUCACGAAGCAAGUGGGAUUAUUGAAAGUAUUGGUGAAGGAGUCAGAUCAGUGAAGCCUGGUGAUCAUGUGAUACCGCUGCUUCUUGCUCAAUGCGGGGAGUGUGCAUUUUGCAAGAACUCAAGGACUAAUUUUUGUGUCAGGGGAGUGCGCAUUAGAGGUGAGAUGCUUGAUGGUACAAAACGGUCCACGUCCCGAGGGAAACCGCUGUGUCAGCUUCUGGGAGUCGGUGCAUUUAGCGAAUACGCUGUCCUCCCAGAAAUAGCUGUUGCCAAGAUAGCUGAGAGUGUCCCUCUUAAAGAGGCUUGUCUCCUAGGUUGCUGUGUUCCAACUGGAUACGGUGCUGCUGUCAAUGUAGCCAAGGUUGAGCCUGGGUCAAGCACAGCUGUGUGGGGACUGGGUGGAGUUGGACUUUCCGCAGUGAUGGGGUGUAAGGCUGCUGGGGCCACGAGAAUUAUUGGUAUUGAUAUUAAACCGGAGAAAUUCCAACUUGCUAAAGAACUUGGUUGCACUGAAUGCGUCAACCCUAAAGAUCAUGACAAGCCUAUACAACAGGUCUUGAAAGAAAUGACUGAAGGAGGAGUGAAUUACUCAGUUGAAUGUGUUGGAAACGUUGAAACAAUGAGGGCUGCAUUCGAAGCGAGUCACCCUAUCCUUGGUACAACUGUGCUUGUUGGAAUAGCUCCUCAAGGUGAAGAACUUAAAAUAAAUCCGAGAGAUUGUUUUUUUGGAAGAACCAUUAUAGGAACUCUUUGUGGAGGGUUUAAAGGAAAGGAUGGUAUUACGCAGCUUUCAGAGAAAUAUAUAGCUGGAAUAUUGAAACUGGAUAAAAUCAUAUCUCACACUAUGCCGCUGGACAAAAUAAAUGAGGCGUUUGAUCUCAUGCAUGCUGGCAAAAGCAUCCGCACAGUAAUUCACUUUUAGGGUUUAUUUACGUAAACAUGCAGGAACUGCAGUGUAUGGUUGACGCAUGAGUCCUUUGCAAACUGCUGAUAUUUUCAAUGGCCGGGAAACAGUGUAUAUGCGUUAAUCAUUAAACGUGAGGUCAAGAUGGCUGGAUAGUGGCAAAGUCUUGUUUUUUCUGCUUUUUUAUCAACUGAGACAAAGUCGAGGUCCAUAAGAACAAACAAAAACAAAAAAGAAAAAAAGAACGAGGCCAAUAUCCAACCAUCUUGACCGAUCAAGCUUGGUCAGAAAAGUGUACAUUAUGUUGCAAAAAGAUUUGCUUUAACAUGAAUCAAGACUGACUAGUUUAUUCCGAUAGCCGGGUAAGAAACCAACCGGCUUUAUUUGAAGAUCGUACGCUCGCUAGGGACUCUUGACUUGUCCUUGUGCAGUCUUCUUU